CAUCUCAAAAAAAAAAAAAAAAAAAAGAGAUCUGUGAAAAUUUGGCUUUUAUGUGAACUUACUAGAAGUCCAGGAACAAGUCAACUCUCUUCCCGUGCCUCAGUUUCCUCGUCGGUACCCAACAGAGGUGUCGGACAGAGCGACCGCCUCGGGUAAUUUCAACGCCUGAUUCUGACCCUGCUGAGUUCCACGAGGGAGGCGAGGGAGGCGAGGGAGGCGAGCGAGGCGAGGGAGGCUGCUGGCUGCUCCCAUGUGGGAGGUGGGAACGGAGCCCCUCCCCAGCCCAGUCCACAGGACAGAGGCGGCGGCCACAAGAACUGUAUCCUCCGUGUCUCCACCCUUCUCACUGCUGUAGCUUCCGGGCAAAGGAACCACAGAGCCAAACGCUGCAGAGGUCAAGGGAGACGGAAGGAUGUCGCCUCCAGGGCUGGGGCCACGGGCAGUGGCAGGGCAGGUUCGUCGUCGAUGGCAAGUCUGUGGCUGACCACGCACCCUCACAGGGGUGGCCCCGAGCAGAGGUCGGACAUGAGAACCCAGGAGAAUUCGGGCCCCGGCUCCGGGACGGCUGUGCACCCCCACCCUGGCCGUGGCUGGCACCUCCGAAGGCACAGCUGUCCUUCACUCGUACAGAGCAACCUUGGGACAGAUGGUGGGAGAGGAACGGCAACUCGAGGAGGCACAUUUUAGGAAACUGCCCACGGAGCCAGCUUCGAUUCUCCAAACCUCUUCAGCCUGCACUGGCUGCCAGUCCCUGACUCGGCACGGAGGGCCUCACCAGCCAAUCCCCAUGCCCGGCGCCCGGCACCCCCUUCACCAGGGGGUAAACUGUGCUCACCACCACCCAGCGCUCACCUCCCGGGCUCGGAUGGAUGGCAGGGAGUCUGACCCUUCUCUCUUAAGAGCAGUGCCUUGUGCGUUAAACAGGGACCGCGCCCUUGUACUGAUACACGGCCAUUUAUUCCCCACGGGGUCGUCAGCCUCACGGCAACUCCACCUGACAGCUGGGCUUGCUCCUGGCUGCAGGCUGUAUGGGACUAGGAGGACCCAAGGGGAACAGGGAGGGGAACACGAGUUGCCUGGUGAUAAUUUCCUGAGAAAAUUCCUAGGGGACAGAGGUUCAUCAGCUCCAGGCAACUUCCUGAGACAGAUCUGUAAACACAACCCCUUCCUCCAGGGGGAUGCAAUUCUCUCUCUAAAGUUGAGAGCUCACCACCCCGGGCGUCAGUCACUGUGGACAUCACCGCAGACACCACCCCAGGCGUCAGUCACCACAGACACCACCGCAGAUACCACCGCAGACACCACCGCACACAUCACCGCAGACACCACCCAUCACUGCAGACACCACCCAUCACUGCAGACACCACCGCAGACACCACCCCAGGCUUUAGUCACCGCAGACACCACCGCAGACACCACCGCAGACACCACCGCAGACACCACUGCAGACACCACCGCAGACACAGAGACAGCCAUGAGAGUUCACCACCCCGGGCAUCAAAAUUCUGCUGGCGGCAGCCGCGUCUUGUCCAAAGUGCACCCAGACUUGUCCGCCACAGAAAUUCUGCUGGCGGCAGCCGCGUCUUGGGAGCCUAAUCUGUGGCUCUCCGAUUAG
Cercocebus atys (sooty mangabey) is the source of this 1615-nucleotide messenger RNA. RefSeq lists its product as uncharacterized. Lineage: Eukaryota; Metazoa; Chordata; Mammalia; Primates; Cercopithecidae. The record is from RefSeq and is a predicted model, not a curated record.